CUUUCUGCUAUGAAAUGGAGAGCUUUCUAAGGCAAAAGCUUGCCCAGGCCAGUGGCAACCUAUUGGGUAGAUCAUCUCUUCAGAAACCCAUUUCUUCUUACCAUGCUAUCAAAUUGCCAGAUGUGUGUUCUAGUUUCUAUUCAAUUGCUGAUGAACCUUUUCCCCAAGUGUCUGGAUUUCUUGAUGACACUUUCGGCCCGUCGUUUCUUUCAAAUGAAGCCGGAACUGUGUUGAAUUCCCCUGGUUGCACACCAUCAGAAAAUCAAACAAAAAAUAAGGACGAUGGAGUUUUAGCACCAAGAAAAGAGGCUGCCAUCGAUUCCGGUCUUAGUUGCUCUCUUGGUGCGCACUGUCAGUCGGCAGAUGGAAGGAUCUCUACUAGAUCAAUACAUAAUGAGAAAGAUGUUAGUGCAACAGCAGAUAAAGCAGAUGGGCACUGCAAUGAACCCACGGUAUCCACUACAUCUUUAGAGAAAUCAGAUUUCAUGAGUGCAGAGUUGAAGAACAGCACUUUUGAUGUGACUCAAGACUCGAAAGAACGGUUUGACACUGGUGUUAAUGUGACUGUUGAUCUACACAACACCAGGAAGAAGAACAGCACUUUUGAGUGUCAAGAGUCAAAGGAGAGGUCCGACACUAGACUUAAUUCAACAGUGGAUAUUGCUGACAAUGUUAAGACUGAGUCAGGAAAUACCACUGUUGACCUGGUCCAGUCACAUGACCCUAAAGAGAGUCCUGACACUAGGGUUAAUGCAACCGUGGAUAUUCCUAAUCUAGACAGUGCACAUUCUAAAACCAAUUCACCUGUGAAUAGUGCACCCUUAAACACUACAACAGAACAGCUCAAUGAAAAGCUUGAGGUUACCAUAGACAUUCAGCCACAAGAAAAACCAAGUGGUAAUCUUAACUCUACUGUGGAUGAUAAAAUAAAAAACACAGAGGAAGCUAAUUUAAAAGACAUUGUAAUGGUUGAUAUUGUGGAGCAAAUAGCCAGUGCACCUCAUCUACCUUCUAGCGAAAUUGAACAAUCGAGCUCAGAUAUUUUAAAACCAGCUAAGACGAUGUUUACUGAACAUAAUACAACCACUGAUCUUCAUGUGCCAGAAGUUCCAGUUUUGAAGGACACCACUCUAGAAAUGAAGCCUUCAAGCACAGAAUUAACUUUAGAAUUAGACCAGGUCAGUGGUGCUUCUAACUCGGUGGUAAUCACUAAACCAGUCUCUAACAGCAGCGAAACAAACGUUGAGAUAAGCACCUUAGCUUUUGUUUGCUCUGUAGAGGCUCCUGAGCUCAAAGCAGAGGAGCAUCACAAAAAAAUAGAGAGACCUGGAUUAGCUGAAAGUGAGUCCGUUCCCUCCUCUGAUAUGGGAAACAUCAGCAGAAACAUUGUUUUUUGUUUGGAUGAUACUUUGGACAUGAAAACAAGCUUCAUGGUUACAUCCACACCUAUUGUUUUUGGCAGAGAACCCAGAUUUGAGAUACUGAGAGAUGCGAAGCCCACACCUAUUAGAAAAAGACUGUCUGUGAUCAACAGUAUUGAGGCCCAAUCGAAUGAUGAGCUUGUUGGUGUGAGUAAUCACAAUGGAACUGGUGCUGUGCAGGCGACUGAGAGCUCAAGUCAGAAGGUCUCAUCGAACUGCAUUUCAAGUCACAGUACAUCAGAACCAGCAAAUGAGAACAAGCCUCCCACAAAACGUCCAAUUAAAAGACAGCUUCCUCAACUUUCCUCUAAGCUCAGUUAUCCCAAAUCCAGUCUUCCUCCAAGGCCACAGUCGUCCAUGCACUCCUCGGUGGCGGACAAAAAAAAGACCAUCCAAGGGCCACAGGUUCCGCAAUAUCGCGACACAACAUCCACCACCCUACUUGGCAACAGGAAGUCAGUACAUAUGAACAAGGGGAAGAACAUCGCACCUGUCAAAAACACAGCGUCAGCUAGCACUGUUAAGGCCUCUAUGGUUUCUUCUGCCACUGGAUUUAACUUCACUGCUGUUGCAAAGCCUUCAAGCUCUGGUAUACCGCAAAACAAACCAUCAGGACUUCAGCCCCCAACCCGUAAAAGACUGGCUCUUAAGACACCUCAGACUUCACAAUCCUCUGUUGAAACCAUUCUGACUCAGCCCAGUAAUAAUAAACCAAAAACAACAGGAAUACAAGGUAUGAGGACGAAGAAUUCACUGCUUCCCAGUGUGGGCCAAAUGCACUUGAACAAUGAUGGUUUGCCUUCGGCAAAGAGAAAAAGAAUUGCACACGUUGCUCUUUCUACAGUAGAGAGUGAUGCUGUGCAUUCAGCUGACGGAGCACAUGAAUCAGGCUGUGUUAAUUGUUUGCACCAUCAAGACAAACUUGAGAGGGUCCUCCAAGAACUAAUGGGUUUGCGUUCAGAGUGUAAAAACUGGGGACCAUUGCACGAAAAACUUGAGAUGUGUGUAAAGGAAAUGAAGAAGUAGAGUAGUAGGUAUUCUGUCUCUCUUCACAAUUUAUUCCUGGCAUUUUGUUCUUUUUACAGUUACUUAUCAAAUCAUUGUAUUAUGCUGAUAUUAAAAUAAGCAAUAUUGUAUACCUCUGCCUGAUUCUCUUUUCUCU
Molecule: messenger RNA, 2583 nt
Organism: Rhinichthys klamathensis goyatoka
Lineage: Eukaryota; Metazoa; Chordata; Actinopteri; Cypriniformes; Leuciscidae
Exons: 7
Coding region: 15-2447 (810 amino acids)
Source: RefSeq, a predicted model, not a curated record